Messenger RNA from Chaetomium globosum CBS 148.51, 1578 nucleotides. RefSeq lists its product as uncharacterized. Lineage: Eukaryota; Fungi; Ascomycota; Sordariomycetes; Sordariales; Chaetomiaceae. Gene Ontology annotation, cellular component: membrane. Bases 1 to 1578 code for a protein of 525 amino acids. The record is from RefSeq and is a predicted model, not a curated record. Gene Ontology annotation, molecular function: transmembrane transporter activity. Gene Ontology annotation, biological process: transmembrane transport. The transcript has 5 exons.
AUGUCGCUGCCUCGCCCUCCUCCGAAGGAGAUCAAUGUCUCUGAGGAGAAAUCUCUCUUGCUUGCAACAGCCGGUGCCCCGGUUUACAUUUACCGCGACCUCGGUGGUCUCAACUAUUGGGUCUGGUUUAUCACUGCGAACCUCCUAGCCACCGCAGCCAUAUCCCCCUUUGUUGGUGCUCUCUCGGAUCUUGCGGGCCGCCGCUAUGUCGCCAUUAUCGGAAGCGCCAUCAUCAUUCUGGGUCAGAUCAUCUGCGGGACCUCGACUAACAUGGGCAUGUUCAUCGCUGGCAUGGCCCUGACAGGCAUCGGUACGGGCAUCAACGAGCUUACGGCCCUGGCCGGCACCGCCGAGCUGGUUCCGCUGUCUCACCGUGGUUACUACAUCGCCGGCAUGGUUCUGACCGUUCUUCCGUUCCUGCCGUCUGCCAUGUAUGCCCAGCUGAUUGCGGCCUACUCAAACUGGCGCUACAUCUCGAUCGUGACAACGGGUUGGGCUUUUGCCGGUAUCGUCUUGACCAUUUUCUUCUACUUCCCCCCGCCCCGUGCCCGAGUCCAGGGCUGGAAGGAAAGACUAGCCCUACUAAACCGGACGGACUUCAUCGGCGGACUUUUGUCUAUUAUUGGGCUGGCUGGGUUUGAGGUUGGCAUUCUCGCCGGUGGAUACCAGUUUCCGUGGACGAGCGCCCGUACCCUGGCUCCUCUGAUCAUCGGCGUCUGCGCGCUGGCCGCGUUCGUGGUCUGGGAGUUCCGGGGCACUGCCACCCCGAUGGUCCCCCGCAACCUCAGCAAAGCUCCCCGGACACUGGCUCUCACCAUGAUCAUCACCUUUAUCUCAGGUGCCAACUUCUUCUCGGUGUUGCUGCUGUGGCCCCCUGAGGCUUACAAUGUCUACGGCCAUGAGCCCAUUGGUGUCGGCCUCCGCGGCAUGCCCUUCGCAUUUGGUGUCUUUACCGGCUGCAUCGUCUCGCUGGCGCUGCUUUCCCACUUCCGCGGCAGCCAAAUCCGGUACUUGAUCCUCGGCGCCUCGGUUCUCAUGACAAUCGGCUGCGGCUGCCUGGCCCUCGCCACGCCCAGCAACAUGCACGCCGUGUAUGGCAUCCUCUUUGUUGCCGGCGUCGGCGUCGGCGGCAUCACGAUCCCGGUCUCGACAGUCGCAACCAUUAUCUGCGCGGGCGACGUGAUCGCGACGGUGACAGCGCUGACCAUUGCGGUUCGCAUCGUGGGUGGCGCCGUCGGCUACGCCGUCUACUUCAACGUUUUUGUGCAGCGCCUCGUGCCCGAGCUGGCCGCCCUCGUGGGCCCGGCCUGUGCGCGCGCCGGCGUCACCGACCCGGCCGUCAUCCGCGAGAUCAUCGAGCUGACUUCGGUCUCGCUCGUCAAGGAGAUCCGUGGUCUGCCGGGCGUUGAUGAUGCCGCCUGGCUGGCUAUCAUGGCGGCUGGUCAACAGGCGUACGCGAAUGCGUACCCCUGGGUCUAUUACUGCAGCGCUGCCUUUGGCGGCGCGGCGGUUGUUGCCAGCCUGUUUCUGGGCGACAUCUCCGAGAUGGUGGAUGAUACCAUCGUCGCCGCCAUGUAA